Emiliania huxleyi CCMP1516 is the source of this 629-nucleotide messenger RNA. RefSeq lists its product as hypothetical. The transcript has a single exon. NCBI's taxonomy places the organism in Eukaryota, Haptophyta, Isochrysidales, Noelaerhabdaceae. The annotation marks the transcript as partial. The record is from RefSeq and is a predicted model, not a curated record.
AUGGCGCCGAAGAAGAAGCCUGCACACGGCCGCAAGGCCAAGGGCGUCAUGCAAGGCGCUCAUCGUCCUCCAAAGGAGGUCUCUGGUGCAGCCGGCUCGCGCGGUCCGUCUGAGCCCUCGUCACGAUCGGAAGCACCACAAUACGAGGCUGUCGGCGGCGAGUGGGUGGUGUGCCAAAAGCAGACGCGCAGUCAGCGAGCUGAAGCCGCUCAAAAGGCCUCUCGCGCGUCUACCGUCCAAAAGGCGCGGCUGCCCGCCGCAGCCGCCGCCUCCAAGGCUGGGCAGACCGCCUCCGCUUGCGUUCGCCAACCCGGCUACGGCAAAGGUCGGUCACCCGCGACCGCCACAGGCGCCAGGACGGCGCAGCGGCCUCGCCUUGAGGACUCGCAGCUGACUAGCGCCGCUGGCGUCGCGACGGGUAGCCUCAGCGUGCAGCUGGCGGAGGCUGCGGCCGCAGACGCACUCGAGGCCCUCGAGACCGGUGUGCAGACUAGGCAAUCUGCGUUGGCGAGGUCGCAGCUGCUGCGAGCGCAGCGGGCGGAGAUUGAGACUGCGCUCGCCAAUCUGCGCGAGCUCUGGCAGGAGAAGGAGCGCGACAUGCUGCGCCUGCUCUCCAACCCGCAGGCUGC